ACAGUCUAGACUAGUCAAUAGUCAUUAACUGUAGUAAUUUUUUAUAUCGUAUUAGGUAUUAAUUAUUUAAUUAAGUUGUUUAGAAAUCAUAAAAUUAGGCAUCUCACCUUUUUAAAAUGGAAAAACUAAGACAUACCGUAUUGAAAAAUUUUAAAAGUCUGCAUCGAACUCGACUUAAAAUUUUCGAUGGGGACCAUAGGGCACUAACUGCAGCCAGACUAAAAAUAAACGAUGAAUAUAAGAAAAAUAAAGCAGUCAAAGAUGAAGAGGCAAUUAAAGCCAUGGUUAAGUUUAGUGAGGAAAUUGAAAAAGAACUGAAAACUCAAGUCAUACAAGCCCGAGAAGUCAAGCCUGGUGUGUUUGAGGCAAGGAUUACUGAAGACACUGUUAAGCUGGACAAUGUCAUGUUUGAUGAAAAUGCAGAAUUACCAAAAAGACGCAGAAAAAAUCAACAAUGUUGUCAGGACAUAAAAGAUAAAUAAUAAGAGAUGUUUAGAGUCUUAAGUAUAAUGUAGAUUGUAUAGGACAAAUGUCUAGAAAAAUCAUUUUGAGCUGUACCAUAAUAUUAUAUUGUUCAUAUAUGGUAA
This is a messenger RNA of Pieris napi, 587 nucleotides long. RefSeq names its product complex III assembly factor LYRM7. The coding region runs from base 117 to 482 and encodes 121 amino acids. NCBI's taxonomy places the organism in Eukaryota, Metazoa, Arthropoda, Insecta, Lepidoptera, Pieridae. The transcript is spliced from 4 exons. Gene Ontology annotation, biological process: mitochondrial respiratory chain complex III assembly. The record is from RefSeq and is a predicted model, not a curated record.